This is a messenger RNA of Puccinia graminis f. sp. tritici CRL 75-36-700-3, 1315 nucleotides long. RefSeq lists its product as uncharacterized. The record is from RefSeq and is a predicted model, not a curated record. Gene Ontology annotation, biological process: removal of superoxide radicals. The transcript has 9 exons. The coding region runs from base 1 to 951 and encodes 316 amino acids. Lineage: Eukaryota; Fungi; Basidiomycota; Pucciniomycetes; Pucciniales; Pucciniaceae. Gene Ontology annotation, molecular function: copper ion binding; superoxide dismutase activity.
AUGAAUCUUGGGUGUCUUAGAAGGGCUGAAAAGGCAUUCCAAAUGACAGCCAAUUCCAAGGGUUAUUCUAACCGCGCGAAUAGUGUGAUCAGAUAUUCGGGUGGUCGAGGUGAAUACAUUUUGAUGUUUGCUGAAUUGGAGGAAGUGGUAUUCCGAGAAACCGACAAGUGGGGGCAAUUUUUUGUAACCCUAGGGCAGGUAGCAAAACCCGUAUCCAAAGUAGAUACAGAAACCAUCACUUGUGUUCUUUGCCCGUUGUGCAUGGUCGAGCUCAAAAAUCCUAUAUUAUGUGGUGCUUCCAAGUCAGCUGGAAACUCAAACGUCGACAGCACCCGAUGGCCGCUUGGCUACCAAACCCGAGCCGACAUCAGUCACUGCACAAUGGGCGUCUUCCUACAUCAACGCUCCGUUAGUGGUCUCAGUCUAUUGCUGUUAACUUUUGCCUGUGUUCCAGCCAUUGUCCGGGCGCCAACACCAAAGCCUGCACCAAAGCCGCAGCCCACCCCGGCCUGCUCGCAGGCUUCAGUCCAGAUUACCGGAAUAUAUGGUAUCACCGGGUCGGCGACCUUCAAGCCGACGACGAAGAGCCCUAAGGGUAUUGAUGUCUCAAUAUCAGUAACUGGUUUGAGACAACAACAACAUACAUAUCAUAUUCAUAUAAAUGCCGCCGACAUCAGUAAUUGUAAUUCGGCAGGUAAAAACUAUGACCCAACAAACCUUAAAAAGCUCAAUAAUUGUCCUGGAGGUAGAAUCGAGAAUCAAAAUAAAUGUGAAGUUGGUGAUCUGUCUGGUAAAGGUGGAUUCUUAGCACCUGAUCAGGCUGGCGCGACAGUUUCAAAAGCAUACACGGACACAAUCUUACAAUUUUCAGACAUUAAGGGGAGAAGUCUUGUUAUUCAUGAUGCCAAAGGGGAUUUCAUUGCUUGUGGCAAUGUUGUCUGCCAACCCUAAGAUUCUUGAAAUCUAAAUCAUCGUCCCCAUGAUCAAAUUUUUGUAUCAGAAACAUCCUUAAUGUUUUUUUAUCUCUCAUAUCUGAUUCGUGCACAGUUGUCACCACAGUGUUCCUAAUCCCCAUUUAUUCUUCUGAAGUUUCAAGUUGCUGUUAUACUUUAAUAGGUCCAUUUGAAUCUGUGAAGGCUCAUUGAUUACCAUUUUGAAAAUAGUAUUAUAACACAUGUUCUCUAUCAGUUGUGAUUUCUCUUUUUCAGAAAGAGAAAUAACCAUUUCAACCCUGUAUAAACACAUCCAAUGUAUGAAGUAUUUGUACAUGAUUGUAUAUGUAAAUGGAGCUCAGCAGAAAAUGAUUUCUUCUUCC